AUGGCGGCGCUCUGCCACCUGUUCCCCGGUACGCACGCCUCUCUCUGCGUGGCGCGUCCACGCCCUGGGAGGAGUCGGGAAGGCCGGCCGCGCACUUUCACGCUGACCUCUGGAUGUAUAUAUAGCGGCCAUCCGCACAACACAUCACAGUUCCGCAGCAGCAGCGAUCAACUAGCAACAGUCAUGAAGAUACUGGUCGUCCUGAGUGCUGUGCUGGCCGUGGCCCUCGCCAAGCCCGGCUUCCUGGGGGCGGGCGUCGUCGGCCCCGCCUACGCCGCAGGCCUCGCUGCCGCCGUCCAGCCCGCCCCCGUCCUGGUGGGCGGCAUCCACCCCGGCCUCGCCGCCUACGGCCCGGCCAACAUCGUCAUCGGGCCGGGUGGCUACCCUCUGGACACCCCUGCCGUGGCAGCCGCCAGGGCUGCCCACCUGACGGCCGUCGCCCAGACGAGGGCCCGCGACGCCGUGGUAAACGGCGCCGCCCUCGCCGCCGCCGCAUCAAUAAUUGCGCUCUUCCAGUAG
Messenger RNA from Schistocerca gregaria, 519 nucleotides. RefSeq lists its product as uncharacterized. The coding region runs from base 1 to 519 and encodes 172 amino acids. NCBI's taxonomy places the organism in Eukaryota, Metazoa, Arthropoda, Insecta, Orthoptera, Acrididae. The transcript has 3 exons. The record is from RefSeq and is a predicted model, not a curated record.